UCAGAGUAGUUUUGAUUUGACUUGACUGAUUUGAUUUUUAACUCUGAUUUGCAGUUAAGCUCUUAGUUUGAAACAUUUUUUUGCAUAAAAAAUUCGAUAAAGGAAAUAACCCUACUUUAAUCACAUACGGAAGACCUUAAUAAUGCCGCGUAUCCCUAUAAUGCAUCAGGUGUACAUAGCGGACGGGUUCGCUGACGACUGUGAGGAGCUCAUACACCGCUGCUGCCGCGGGGACCACAUUAACUACCUGACAUUCUGCUCGCAUUACAAGGACAUGAACUUUGCCACGGCAUAUCAGCACAGAUCAACAAAUGCCGAAAUAGGCGAACUUUCUGAGGAACUGUUGCAAAUAGCCAAACACUACAUGGUUCGUGACACAAGCAACUUUGAGGAAUCAGUGGCCGGCUUAUUCAUCGUGUAUGCGUUGCUGAACCUACAGCCGUUCCCUCGCUUCGCCGCGCUCCGUAUCGUACAGGAAGACUUGCCCGCCAUCGCGCGUCUGGAGCGCGUGGCGCGCCGCGACAACCGCCUCGACGUGUUGUACGUGUUGGCGGGCGUGUUGGUCCGCGGGCCCGUGCAAUUCCACGUCGACGCUAAGCCGAGGGGCAUGGAGGCCGCGUACAGGAAUAAUUUGGAAGGUUUCUCUAACAUCGAUAGCCACGGCGUCCGUCCUAAAGGCGUAUAUGCGCGACAAAAUGAGGAGUUGGACCUUCUGAGGGACAUGAACAGCAUUUUCGAGCGCUACUCCAAGGCUAAGAGUCAAAUACCAGGAUUUCAGAGGCGAGACGAGCCUAGCCGUAACUUAGCCGUCGAGCUUAGCGACUCGCUCAAGAGGGUCAUUAAUGGCAUAACGGAUGAUCCAGAAGAAGGGAUUGCCGCCUCAGAUCACCACGACGCCGUACAGGAGAUCAAGAAGCGCGCCAUGUGUAACGCGGUGUCUACUGUGAGGUAUCUGGACUCCGCAGAGCAGAGGAAAAAAUCUCCUCAAAAAUCUGGCAAACAAGAAGGAAAAGGCGCAAAAAGGCGAAAAAAUAUGAUACUUUCACCAAAAACAAAAUCAAACACAAGCAGUUCAAAUGAUGAAGAUGACGAAUAUGAUAAAGACAUAGAAAUGCUAGCCAGAGACGUCAUGAGCCAAGCUAAUUUUAAAGACAUCAUCAAAGAAAGAGAAACAAAUAUAAAUAUAGAUUCUCUCCCGCGUUUACUUACUACAGAAAGCAAUGGAAAAGUCUACGAAAUUGAGAUUAUCGAUGAAAUGAAACAACCUACUUUACCUGAUUUAAAUGAAAAUGAUGGGAAAAUAGAGAUUGAAAUUAGUGGACAAAUGAAUCCGACUAAACAUUUAGAUAGUGAAAAUGAUGAGAAACUCGUUGAAAUUGAAGUUAAUAAUCCAAGUGAUACUUCAACUGAAUCUACAGCAAAUAACAGUAUAGAGAUUGCAGUUACAGAUAAAAAAGAACAAAUUAAAGACAAUAAUGAACCAAAAGGCAAAAACGAAGAUAAAAUAGAGAAACCAAAGAAAAAAGGUAGACCGAAGAAAAAUAAGAGAGGUUCGAAGAAGGAAGUGAAAUCACCAACUAAAAAGAGAAAUGAGAAAAGUCCAAAGAGUGAGGAAACAAAUGAGGAAGCAUUUUUCAAGCGACCUUUAAGGAUGUCUCCCAGACUAAAGACAGUGAUGAAAAGAGACCAGAAAAAACCUAUUUUGAAAUCGAAGUUUAAGAAGAUGGGAAUGUUAGAAGUAGCUAACUUUGGAGAGAAGAAGUAGUAAGAAGUAUUUUAAAAAGGUUCUUUAAUGCAUGUUUGAUUUUCAUGUUCUGCAAAGCAGUACAAGAAUCAAAAUAAAAUGUUUUGAGAUUUCACUGUGAUCGUUA
Messenger RNA from Leguminivora glycinivorella, 1871 nucleotides. RefSeq names its product ABC transporter F family member 4-like. The transcript has 9 exons. NCBI's taxonomy places the organism in Eukaryota, Metazoa, Arthropoda, Insecta, Lepidoptera, Tortricidae. Gene Ontology annotation, biological process: snRNA transcription by RNA polymerase III; snRNA transcription by RNA polymerase II. The record is from RefSeq and is a predicted model, not a curated record. Gene Ontology annotation, cellular component: snRNA-activating protein complex. Gene Ontology annotation, molecular function: sequence-specific DNA binding. Bases 143 to 1765 code for a protein of 540 amino acids.